AUGGGUCUUAUACGAUUUGGUAAUGCCGAUUAUUCUCUGUAUUUUAUAAUUGCAUGUAUUUUAAUGUUUAUAAGUACACUAUGUUGUAUAACGGCAUUUGCAGCACCUUAUUGGACGGCUCGUUAUCAAGAUACGCCGAAAGACUUUAGACAUAUCGGCCUUUGGGAAUUGUGUUUGUAUAAAUAUAGACAUUAUAAAGAUGAUUUACAAAAACCAUAUACUGGCUGUUUUUGGUUUUGGGCAAAUGAUAUGUAUCGAUUUCGUGAUUGGAUUAUACCACCUUGGUUCAAAUGGGUUCAAGCAUUUGCAACAUUGGCAUUCAUAUUUACGAUUGUUUUGAUGUCAGCUAUUGCUGUAGCACUCUUCUCAACAUUUCGUUGGCGUUGGAUAAGUAUACUCAUUUUUGGUAUUAUUUCAGUUGCUAUCUGUAUAUUAGAAGUACUUGCAAUAGCAAUUUAUGGUGUGCGUGGUCAAGAUCGACUCUGGAUGCCACGACCAGAAUUUAAUUUCUUCUCAUUUGGUUAUUGGCUUGAAUUCUGUGCAGCCGUUGGUGCAUUUUUCGCAAGUAUUCUAUUUUUUAUGGAUGCUCGUUGGUUAAGAUCACCGUACGAUGCCGUGGAUGAGAAACGUUCACAAAAUCGAAAAUCACCUUCAAACGGAUCACAUUUGUUAUUAACAAAUUCAUCUGUUAAAACAUCUGUAUGA
This is a messenger RNA of Didymodactylos carnosus, 705 nucleotides long. Lineage: Eukaryota; Metazoa; Rotifera; Eurotatoria; Philodinida; Philodinidae. The record is from the annotation of a GenBank genome assembly.